AUGAGCAGGUUGUGGGCGCUCGGGGGGCGUGCCUCGCGGGCGGUGGGCGGGGGCGCCGCGCUUGCGUCGUGGUUUGAGGGCUGCGGCUCGGUGCCGGCGCUGUGCGCCUCUGGGGCUGCGCGGGCUGCGAGCGGCGUCGCCCCUGCUGCGCCUGGUGCGGGGGUGGCGAGCUGGGGCGCGGGGCUGGCGCACGGGUUCGCGGCGUUGGGGCGCGCGCCGAUGCACCGGGCGAUAUUCACGCGAUCGCCGGCCCCGGGCGCGCUGCGCGCGCAGUCUGUCUCCUGCAGCGGGCACGGGGUGCAGACGCGAGGUCUCAAGCAAGCCAAGGUCCGCCGGACGGAGCACAAGCACCCCAAGCCCAGCAAGGUCAAGCAGAAGACGCCGACCGUUCUCAAGGGCCGGUUCAUCCUCGUGGAGAAGAAGUACAAGCUGCUCAACGGCAAGAUCAAGAAGGAGCGUCUGUUGAUGCACUGGGCCAUGGGCAGGAACAAGUACCGUCGCAAACACACCACCGACCGCGCGCGCCGCCUGCGCGGCCUCCGGCCCCUCAUGCACAAGGGCAUCGUCAAGGAGGCGGUGAAGCGCGGGUUCAAGUCGAACCGCACCAACCUGCGCGCGAGCGACCUCAAGCAGUUGAAGAACUUCCAACUGCCGCUACAGAGGCGGCGGCCGCCCUCCGGCGUCGACCCGAGCGCGCCCGUCUUCGUCAAGAUCGGCGGCCGCGGCGGCGUGCCCCUGUACUGA
Messenger RNA from Pedinophyceae sp. YPF-701, 744 nucleotides. NCBI's taxonomy places the organism in Eukaryota, Viridiplantae, Chlorophyta, Pedinophyceae. The record is from the annotation of a GenBank genome assembly.